CUUCACAAGACCUAUUUCGUCUUGGUUGAAAAUGUCGUCCCCUUCAGAGGAGCUACUGGCUCUCGGGACCCCAAUGCUGGCGCGAUUCCCAUUCUCCUCUGACAAGAAAAGUUUCAAUCACGGUGGCUGGGGGGCAUAUCCAAACAUUGUUCGAGAUGCUACGCGCCAAUUUCAGGCGCAAUUUGAAUCCCACCCAGACAUAUUCGUCCGUUUCAGCCAACCAGCAAUACAUACUGAAGCCCAGGAGAAUGUUGCGAAGGUGUGUGGAGUGAGCAGCAAUGACUGCGUGUUUGUCAAAAACACAACCACUGGAGCAGCCACGGUUUUGCACAACCUCGAUUACGCUGAAGGCGAUGUGAUUGUGUAUUUCUCCACUACCUACGGAGCCUUCCAAAAGAUGAUCACCCACUUGACAGAAAUAACCCCUGUCCAAGGCUGGAAGAUAGAAUAUGAACUCCCUAUUUCCUACGAGGAGCUGGUGAGGAAGUUCACAGACGCCAUUCAACAAAUCAGGUCUCAAGGCCGCAAUCCACGCAUUGCCAUCUUCGAGAUGGUUGUCAGCAUCCCGGCAUUCAGGUUCCCCUUUGAAAAGCUCAGUGAAGUCUGUAGGAGCGAGAAUAUCCUGAGUCUGAUCGAUGGGGCCCAUGGACUUGGCGCGAUCCCUAUCGACCUAAAGCAAUUGCGACCGGACUUUUUUGUUGGAGAGUGUCACAAGUGGUUGUAUGUGCCGCGCAGCUGUGCCGUCCUCUAUGUUAACCCAGCCCACCAGCAUCUAAUGCACACUACAAUUCCAACGUCUUGGGGCUAUAUCAACACGGAUGGGUCGCAGGUCCUCCUUCCAUGGAGUAUCAGCACCGAAAGCACCACCAAUUCGAAGUUCCAGACGCUUUUUAGAUACGUUUCCACCCAUGAUAGUACACCCAUCUUGUGUAUCCCGACAGCUGUCGGAUUCCGCCAACAAUGUGGAGGGGAGGCACGUAUCUAUCAGUAUCUCGAAACCCUCGCCAACGAAGGCGCUGAUAUUAUUGCAACGACACUGGCCACGGAGGUGUUGCAAGAACCAAACCUGAAGCCAGGUGAAGUUUCCCAAUACCGGCGCUGCGCAUUGGCCACGGUGCGACUGCCACUGGCGAUUGAUGGGUAUGACUGCAAAGAAAGCUCACCCUAUGCAGCACUGUCACCGACAGAAGUCCGGGACACCAUCAAUUAUUUCGGGGAGAGAUUAGCGAACGACUAUGGGACUUGGAUUCCUAUAUUUCCUUACGGAGGUUGGCUUUGGGUACGAUUGAGCGCGCAGAUUUACUUGGAGCGAAAAGACUUUGAAUUGCUAGCAGUCUGGCUGAAAGCAUUGUGCGAAGAGGUGGGGACCAGGCAGCCUAGGACUCGGUCCGGGCCAAGUCUGAAAUUCUAA
This is a messenger RNA of Aspergillus pseudonomiae, 1411 nucleotides long. Its product is annotated as aminotransferase family protein. The record is from RefSeq and is a predicted model, not a curated record. Bases 32 to 1411 code for a protein of 459 amino acids. Lineage: Eukaryota; Fungi; Ascomycota; Eurotiomycetes; Eurotiales; Aspergillaceae. The transcript has 3 exons.